Messenger RNA from Mytilus californianus (California mussel), 4215 nucleotides. RefSeq names its product alanine--glyoxylate aminotransferase-like. The transcript is spliced from 12 exons. Gene Ontology annotation, molecular function: L-serine:pyruvate transaminase activity; L-alanine:glyoxylate transaminase activity. NCBI's taxonomy places the organism in Eukaryota, Metazoa, Mollusca, Bivalvia, Mytilida, Mytilidae. Gene Ontology annotation, cellular component: peroxisome. The record is from RefSeq and is a predicted model, not a curated record. The coding region runs from base 114 to 1385 and encodes 423 amino acids.
GUGGACGUUUACCUGAAGAGAAUAGACUUAUAAAUCGUGUGUUAAGUUGUUCUUUACUUUUUAAGAAAAGAAGUAUAAAAGUACUGUUUUUGUGAUCACUGGAAUAUGAGAUAAUGGAAAAACUACGUAUUCUUUUUCGUCCCCAUACCGGGAUUGUUUUGAAUGUUUUGUGCAAAACAAGAACUUGUCGUUUCAGAAUAGCAAAGUCAAAGAUGAGUUCUGUUUCAAAUCCCCCACAAAGUCUUCUGAGGCCAAUGGUAAUUCCUCAGAAGCUUCUAAUGGGACCAGGACCUUCAAAUAGUUCUCCACGGAUUUUAAGUGCUUCUGCGUUACCAAUGCUUGGACAUUUGCAUCCCGAAUUUACUAAGAUAAUGGACGAAGUCAAAGAAGGAACAAGAUAUUUAUUUCAGACUAGAAAUAAUUGGACUGUAUGUGUAUCAGGAACAGGUCAUGCAGCAAUGGAAGCAGCAGUUUGUAACUUACUUGAACCUGGGGAGACUACUCUUGCAUGUGUAAAUGGAUUAUGGGGAGAAAGAUAUGCUGACAUGGCACGAAGAAAUGGUGCAGUUGCUCAAACAAUAAAUAAACCAAUGGGUCAAGUUUUUAAUCUUCAAGAAAUAGAAGAAGGACUAAAAAAAUAUAGACCAGUGUUAUUGUUUCUUACACAUGGAGAAUCAUCAGGGUCCACUGUACAACCAUUAGAAGGUGUAGGAAAACUUUGUCAUAGAUAUAACUGUUUGUUAUUGGUAGAUUCAGUGGCAGCAGCUGGUGGUGUACCAUUAUAUGCUGAUGAUUGGGAAAUUGACUGUAUAUACACUGGUUCCCAGAAAGUUUUAAGUGCACCACCAGGAGCCAGUCCAAUAUCAUUUUCAGAAAAAGGAAAAGAGAAGGUACUGAAGAGGAAGACACCAGUUAGAUCAUUCUACUUUGAUAUGAAUCACCUAUCAAACUAUUGGGGAUGUGAGGACAGUGCUAGAAGAUACCACCACACAGGCCCUAUAAUGAGUGUUUAUGCAUUGAGAGAAGGAUUUUCCAGACUAGUAGAAGAAGGUUUAGAAAAUAGUUGGGUUACUCACAAGAGAUGUGCUGAGAUGUUACAUGAAGGAGUAGAGAGGAUGGGUUUGGAACUUUUUGUUCAAGAUAAGUCUGUCCGUCUUCCAUGUGUUACUGGUGUAAAAGUGCCACCUGGUGUUAAUUGGAAAGAAGUAGCAGAUUAUGCCAUGAAUCAAUAUAAGGUAGAGAUAUCGGGAGGUCUAGGAGCUCAGGCAGGAAAGAUCUGGAGAAUAGGAAUCAUGGGAUACAAUGCUACACCUGACAAUGUUAAUCGUGUCCUAAGAGCAUUAUCAGAAGCUUUAAAACAUGUAGGAUUUAAAUCAAGGCUGUGAUCAUUGUGAAUAAAUAUAUAUGUUGCUUUGUAUUAUUCAGUCAAUGGAAAAAGAUAUUGUGUGAUCAUGAAAUUUGUAAUAUGGAAUUUUUCUGUCAGCUAUGAUAUAAUUGAGAUGUUUUAAAGAGAAAGACAAUCACUUAUGUUUUAUUUGUUUAAGAAUAAAUUACUGAUUGUUUUUUGUUUCAAGUUAUUUUUGUAUGUUUGUUUCUUUAAAGACCUUUUUAAAAACAUGUUAGAAAUCUUAUUUCUUAAAAUAUUUAAAUAGCCAUAUUUUGUCUGUAAAUGUUUUAUAGUUUAGAUUAAUUAUUUUGUUAAUCAAUCUUUUGCUUUGAGACAGACCAACUUGUUCAAGCUUGGCAUAAUAUAGACUGCUUGAUUUCAAUGAAUUUUAAAAGCAUUUGUUUAAAAUACAUCUUGAAAAUUACCAACAACAACCACUGAAUUACAGGCUACUCACUUUCCUCCUAUGUAAAAAUUUUUUCCAUCAACAUUUAUAUUACAUGGUAUUACAUGAGAAUUCUCAAUUUGGAGUGUGUACGUUAACAUAAAAAUGGAAACAUGCAAUAAUGCAAUAAAACUGUGUGAAUCAGUCAUUUACAUAUCAAAUAAUGUCACAUGAACCAUUAAGCUCAAAGAUGAUUGGUUAUUCCACUGAUGUCGUAUUGUUUGAUCUAAUGUUUUUAUAAAGGGUCCAAAAACUGCAAUAUUUAUCAGGCAUCAUCAAAUUUAGUGUAGACCAAUAAAUAUUCAUGACUUGUUCAUUUUGUUUUUAAGUCACAAGCAAGUUAAGAUGAAUCAAUUAUUUAUUAUCUAAAUUCCUGUCAGGCAACAAAAUUGUCAUUUUGGGAGUAUCCUGCAUUAUAUAAUAUUCAGAUAAUUGACUUCAAGUAAAAAGUUUUAUUUUAAAAUUUCAUGAUGAAAAAAACAUUUUUGGGACCAAUCAUAUUGUAUAUUCAAUGUAUACAUGUUGUUGAAACAGUUUUUCUUGUAAAUAAAAUGACCUUGAUUUAGAAAUGGAAGUAUAUAUGUUGUAUACUUGAACCAAUAUUGAUUUACAACAUAACAUCUUUAUUGGAUAAAUGUGAUUUUUUUUGUGUUUGUAUUUGGAUCUAUAUUGGUCAACUGACUUACUAUUUUGGGGUCAAAUUAAGAAGUUUACUCAUUCACCUAUAAAGAUUUUUCAAUCUACUGCCAGGUCAUCUUUUAAUCUUUAUUUCAUUGUGUGACAAUGUUCACUUCUAUUCUAGUCCUUUAUUACUUUGUAUAUGAUUGAGAAUGGAAAUGGGGAAUAUGUCAAAGAGACAACAACCCAACCUAAGAGCAGAAAACUGCCGAAGGCCGCCAAUGGGUCUUCAACGCAGCAAGAAAAUCCCGCACCCAGAGGUGGGCCUCAGCUGGCCCCUAAAUAAAAAUGUGUACUAGUUCAUUGAAAAUGGACGUCAUACUAAACUCCAAAACAUAUAAAUGAACUAAAAUUAAAAAUCAUACAAGACUAACAAACGCCAGAGACUCCUGACUUGGGACAGGCGCAAAAAUGCGGCGGGUUAAACAUGUUUUUUGAGAUCUCAACCCUCCCUCUAUACCUCUAGCCAAUGUAGAAUAAAGAAACACAUAGCAAUAUGCACAGUAAAACUCAGUUUAAAAGAAGUCCGAGUCCGAUGUCAGAAUAGGUAACAAAAGAAACUAAGCAAAAUGACAAUGAUACAUAAUUUAACAAUUAGUAUGUCUGUUAUGUACAUUUUUCCUCUGACUACUGCGUUUAACAUUCUUCAUUGACAAUAAGUUCAAUAAUUUGAUCCAUAUUGACUGUUUUAACAUGUUUAACUCUCCACUAACAAUAAAAUAAUCCCUCAAAUUACUAUAAUGGUAAACAUCCCUUAGUUAUAUAGAUAAAAUGCCUAAUCAUGUAAACUUAGAAAAUAAGCAGCCAAGUUUGUAAAUGGCAAAUUCCAUAAUGUAUUAAUCAACAAUGUAUAGAAAAAAGUACAUUACAAUACUUAUGAUCAUACAGAAAUUCAAAUUCCUUUUUAAUCAAUUUUAAUUUGUCUUUCAAUCUUUUAGAAUCAAUAUGAUGAUUCAGAGAUGUAAGUGUAUGGGAGACAACUCUUAAUCUUAAUGGAGGAUAACUCUAAAUAUAUCAAGAUAUGCUUAUAAAAUUCCUAUGUUUACAUCAAGUUAAUUAUACAGCCAUAGGUUUUAAUUCAUUAGUUGAUGAAUUGCUGUACUUUAUACUAAAUUCAAUGUAUGAAUCAAUUUAAGAAAGAUUUUAUACAUAAUAAAUUUAAGAAAUAAUUCAUGCAAGAUAUUGAUGUUUGAAAUUUUCUCAUGGCCUUGGCCUUUAUAUUCAAAUUUAUUACCAGUGUUAGCUCUUAUUUUAUUUCAAAUAUGUUAAUGUUUAGUUGAAAAAAAUUAUUAUCAAAUAUUUGAACAUAUAAUAGCACUUGUAAUGAACAUUUUCUGUUGCUGGAUUUCAGUAUAUUUCAAAGUAAUAGAUAGAGACAGGUUGUUUUUAUAUGAAUUUUGUUAAUCAGAGCUGUGAUAGAAUUAAAUACAAUUUCAUCUUCUUUGUUGAUCAUGAACUAUGACAUAUAUUACAUGAAAGAAACAUUUCACUAUAUAAAUGGAGAGGUCCUAUAUGGUACAUUUUAUAAAAUAAGAUAUUUAUAGUGCUGUAAAUUUAUACAACUAUUGCUGAUAUAGGCUAAGUUAUAUAUGAGCUUUUGUUAAUUAUACAAAUAUUAUAUUACAAUGGAGGCUUGAUAAUAUAAUAUUUAAAUGAAAGAGAUAGUUUUAAAAGUUUAUAUUUAUAAUAAAAUAUUCUUCCAGUA